AAUGGAGUACAUGAAGACAGAAACAAGAUGGAUCAAGUUCGGAGACAUAGAGGAGCUCGUGUUGAUUGGGAAAGACGUAGUCGGUUCAGCUUGGGGAGUUUACGUCAGUUUCUUCAACCUGAACACGGGCGAAAACUACGUUGAAAAAUUUGAUAAUCCUGGAAGAAGUGACGGGGUUUCAUGUCUGGCAGGACAUCCGGUGGUCUCAAUGUUCGCGAUAGCAGAGAGACAUCCGAAUCCCAGAGUUUUGAUCUUCACGUACCCAAACCUGGCUAAGGUUUCCACCUGCAGCGAUGGCGCUCCCAACGGUUUUCUGUCGAGUGCAUUUGCAGGCACGGAAUACCUCGUCACUCUCUCCUCAUUUCCGCAGUUCGAAAUUAUCCUCUGGCAAUGGAGGACUGGGGAAAAGAUGGCCGUGAGGAGCACGAGUGUCUCAGACCCAACGCAGCUCAUCAAAUGCUCGUCGAUGGCGCCUUACACUAUAGUCCAACUUGGCACAACGUCAGGACGACUGCUGGUUCACGAGAUCAGCGUCUGUUCAAGAAUAGCGUCGCUUCUACCGACGGAGAUCAAACAUGUCGACGAGAGGAUUGUCUCUAUCAGCUGGACAUUGGACGGAAAUUUGCUGCUAAGCGACAAGUUGGGAAGCGUUUGGCUGAUGACGAGCGAUGGGAGGAGGCGCAACAUGAUCAUCCGAAGCGACUUGACAUCUGCGCACGUUUCCGGUCGGAAAAUACCGAUGGCUGUAGCAGUUCAAGGAGGGAUUCUCGUGGUCGACGUGAACUCCCGAAUACGGUUUUACAGAAGAUCAUCAUCAGAACACCGGCAAAACGACGUGAUUUGGGAGUCGCGAUGGGAACUCAGAGCUCCUUCACAUCCCACCAAGGCGACGGUACACUGGCAAAGGAAUAGCGUUAUAUUCUAUGGCGAGUGCGGUGACUUUUGGGAAAUUCCACUCGAUGAUUAUAGCAAAGCUCCGAUUCUCGAUCUGAAGUACAGCCAUGGUUCCGGCUACCUGGUUAUCGCCUGGGCCUACCCUGGAACCCAGAUCAUCGCGUCCUUCGACAAAUUCGGGCAGAUGAAUGCCUUCGAGCCAGCGACUGGUGUUUGCACAGGGAAACUGUCUCUGAAGGACGAAGGUCAAGUUCUAUGCGUCGUGUCCCACCCUGACUUGCCGAUUAUCGCGAUGACCACCGAUGCUGGAAGGUGCUUGCUGAUCAGCUUGUACAAGGUGACCGACCCCGUCCUGCUCACGUCGUUUCACCUGCAUGAACAGCCCCUGGACAACGUCAAGUUCUCGUACUGUGGCGGACUGCUGGGAAUCGCGAGCUCGAGAAGCGGAGAUUUUUUUCUCAUCAAAGGAGAACCGGGCUCUCAGAUGUACGUGCACAGCUAUCUGGAGACGCGAAGACAGGCGGUAGAUUUUCUGCUCUACGAAGACGCGGAUGGAGGCGCCAGGCUUCUGGUACUUGUGGUAACGAGUACCGCUGCGAUAGUCGGUGAUAUAAUCAUCGUGUACACUCGUAAACCCGGAGAGAAUCUCUUUGCGGAAGAAAAAUACGCUGUUGAGCUACUGGACGCAUUUAAAUCACUACAUUACGGUCCCAGACACUCCAGUGAUGUCAUCGGGGCUCCUUAUCUAUCCAGGCAACUACACCGGCUGGAGAUCCAGAACGACUUCAGAGGCGUUCGUCUUGUCCAGGCUUUGCCUUCCGGCCAUCAACUACGAAAUCCCUGGGUUUACACAGACCGUCAUCACGUGGUAACAGCCGGUUAUGACGGCCUCGUUAUCGUCAGAGAUGGAUUUAACCUCGAGAAGGUAAUCGCAGUGUUCGCACCGCAUCAUCGGCAAGAGGGCGGAACGAGAAUGGCUUUAGCUUCACCCUGCGGCUCAAUGAUCCUAUCUCUUGGCCGAAAUGGAACUUUGGUGGCUACCGAACUAAAUUAUCGUGAACCAAACGCCAGAGUGCUCAACGAGGCAAAUGUCAAGCUAGAUUCCUCGGAGAUUCAACGCAUGUUCUCCAAGCCGACGUGGGGAUUCGUGCCAGAGGAUAUCGAGGACGAAGGUAAAAGCUGGGUCGCAUGCCAGGAGGCGAUCAAGGACCGUACGGAAAAACGACUGUCGAUUGCGGCCAGGAACGCCAUCAUGAAUGACUUCGAGAAAUUGAAAGCCCAGGUAAAGGCUCUGCUGGACGUGAACGAGAAAGCAGAUCCUAAGGAGCAGUUACCCGUACUCGAGUUCGAUCUGGACAAGAAAGGCAGGGAGCUUAAGAUUCAGAAUGCUGCUAAGGAUCGCGAAGAACUUGAGGUAUGGGCGGAGAAACAGAUGCUUGAGGAGGAAAGGGUGGUUUCUUUCGUACUAAAAACAUGCUGGAAGCCUAUGAUGGUCCAGGCUCGGUCUAUUCGUGCCAUAUUUGGUGAUACCUGCGUCGACAAUUACCCACUGCCGUUGAAGAACGGGGACGAAGAGAAAGAGCACAAGUGGGCCCACUAUGCGAAGACACUAUCCCUCGAGAUAUCUAACCUUGAGCCUCCCUCCGGAUCUGCACAAAGAGAAAAACCUACCUCAGUGUUUGAGCUGAGCAAUGAAGCGAAUGAUGAUGCAGAAAACGAGGUGCAUCGCGUUAAAAGAACGGAAGCCCUCGCGAUGACGGGGACCACCACACAUCGAUGGGUAGCACGCGAUCCCAUCCAUUUCAAUCAGCUACAGACGUACAACUACAUUCAGGGGGCGAUGGAGUGCGUUUUUAUACGAGAAGAGAUUGACAAGCUGAAAAUUCACUUCAAUAAACUAUUCGACGAAAUGAUGUCCACAAAGGAGCAAGUGAUGACUGUACUCGCUCAAAGGAUAUCAAAACUGCGACACGUCGCCAACGAACUUUUAAUUAUGUUCCGAGUGAACCGUGAGGCUGAAAUUAUGCCGAACCCCGUCUGGGACCAGACGGAGAAACCGGAGACCAUAAUUGUUGUCACUGACGAAGAGAUCUCAGUCAGACCGUACAUGACACCAGAAGAAAAGAAGAUCCAGGAGGCGGAGCGUUUACAGGCGGAAAAACGCCAGCUGGAACUAAUGGCGGAUGACUUCCGUGAAAAGACACUUAUGGAGACUAUGGACGGACUUUUGGAAGUCAAGUGGGAAGAUGACGUCAAGAAGGACGUGCCGAAACCUUCGUGUUUACUCGAGAAGGAUCCUGCCCAUUACACUGAGGAGGAGGUCAAAGAGAUAAUGGACUACGAGGACAAGGUUCGGAAACUCAAGAUCGAACGUGAUCGGUAUAGAGAAUUACUUCAAAAGGAGUUUCGUCAGACUACGCGCAACAUUGAAGAGAGCAUUAAAAUGUUCAACGAAAAGCUGGACGCCUUCUCGGUAGAAAAGGUAAAACUGGAAUCCGCGAUUCUUCAGGAAACUCUGCGACUCCUUCGCUCCAAAUGGAGAGACCUCGAGAAGACACGUCGAAUGGAGAAGAUACUGGAUCUAAAAGACAACGAACUGACACCAGCGACAAGAUACAGCCAGGAAUUAAUGGACGAGUUGGCAACGCUCGAGGUGGCAGUAGCAGACCUGAGAAAUCGAUACGAGGCACUAUGUAAGCGGGAAAAAACGAUGGACGAUAAGUUCCGGGGUGAAUUCGUCGACUUAAAACCCCCAAUUGUCGAACACUUGGCAAGACAUUACAAAAAACGUCCGAGAGCGGGAAAGGCCUGCACGUGUACGUCGAUCACCUUCCUCACAGAAAUUGGCAGGUGUAUAACCACCGGAGACUCACCCGAAGUCCUGCCCCCCGAAAGUAUCGAGUUUCUGAAGGGUUUACACCACCUUGACAUUAUGCCAAGCAACCUACCACCCCAAAUCGACGUGAACCAUUGGAGUCACCUUUGCAAAUUGAGAAGGACCAAGAUCGAAACAGAAAUACGGGUGAAAUGCUGCGCGGUGGAACUGGCCGAGGCUGAGCAAACGGUCGGUUUGUAUCAGAGAAUGAUCGUUACCAGUCAAAAUCGCAUUGUUCAGCUCAAAGAGGCAUUGAGGGAACAUCGUGUAUCCAGGCAAAGGUUUGUCGAGGACAUGGAGGUUCAGCUGGUGCUAAAGAUGGGACAGGUCGAGGUCCCCGUUCUCCUUGGCAAAGUCAGCGACCUCGCCGAGGCGGUGUUAGUACCUGCAGAAGAGGUGGACGCCGUAAACGUCGCUAUAAUCAAUGAAGGACGGCUCAAACUGUCCGCUAUGAAGAGAACGAUGAGUUUCCGGAGAAUAAUUGUUUGCAAGGAGUGGCGACACGCUUACAUGUGUAAAUCAUUGGAGGAUCUCAAGGCAGAGGUCAAAGUCCUCGAAGACGUGAAGACUUUUAUUUUUAUCUGUUCACAGGUAACUAAAGAGAUACAAGAGUACACGCGAAAGUUCGCUACGAACGCGUUGAAGGAUAAGGACGUGAAAACAUUCGAGAGAGAUAUCGAGUCGUUGAAUCAACGGUACAGAAGGAUGGUCGAGGCUGAAAGGAAGAAUCUGGAGAAGAUAAGGACGACGAUAAAGUAUUGGAGAAGAGAAAACGUGCGGCUGGAUGCGAUGAUAGAAAGGAUAAGCCAGGCAAACGCCCGUGAUUCAGUGUACGUUAAGAAAGAAGCGAUGGACAAAGAGAAUAAAUUCACAAAGGAUAGAAUGGAGGCUAUCAUGAAGAGGACUAGAUUGGUUAAGGACGUGCAAGAUAGCUACAACGAGCUUCUCCUCUUGCAAUCCGAAUUAGAACUCCUUAGGCUCAAGACCUAUCCUACGUUGAGAUUCAAGUCUGAAGGUCGGAAAGAACUCGCGACAAGUACGACUAGAGCUGCUCGUACGAGUAGAUUAACAGAUAAAUGAAUCGCCUUGGCCUUUGAUAACCCCGCGUCAUAGAUAUAAAUUUAUCAAUCUUUUUCGAUGUUGAACCCUUUUUUCGUGUAUAUGUGUGUGUAUGAAUCGUUUUGUAGUCUCGAUGACGAAAAAAUCACUCUAUGAUGUAAAUAUUAUUUCCAAGAGCGAAAGGAGAGUGCUAAAAUCAUUCAAUGAGCAAAUCAAUUAACACGGUCUGCAUUUUUGCACAUUUUAAUGCAUCGCGAAAGUCUGCACUGACCAACUUACAUCCCAACAACCUGCAGUAGUUUCGAAAAUCAAGUUGCGCAUCAACAAUUUAAAUCAAUACGCACUCAUGUUUUCAGCGAAAUAGUAAUUAUUUUAAAAUCAACUCGAAAUACUGAAAUCAGCUUUCCUUUGUUCCUCAAUAGAGCUGCUCAAACCUCAAGCAGCGGAUUGUAGCUACCUGCAAUUAUCAGCUUUUGCUUCCUGACCUUUCCCAACGCCUAAAAACAGUAAUACCAAAGCUCACAAUGAGUUUCUUCGGUAAAUCGUGUCCUUUCUAUUCAAAACGAAAGUGAAUUAUUUUCUCCAGAUCGCAGUUAAAUGUAAAUUAUUAUCAAGUAAAGACCAUCGGGUGAAAAUGUAGUCGGUCAUCGACACUGAUACGUAAUGUCAAACCAUGUAAAAUACAUCGUUAAAGAUGAGGGAAAAAAAACGACAAGUUAUAUACCGCCGA
Messenger RNA from Diprion similis, 5558 nucleotides. Its product is annotated as cilia- and flagella-associated protein 43-like. The record is from RefSeq and is a predicted model, not a curated record. The transcript has 17 exons. Gene Ontology annotation, cellular component: axoneme. Gene Ontology annotation, biological process: cilium assembly. The coding region runs from base 2 to 4849 and encodes 1615 amino acids. Lineage: Eukaryota; Metazoa; Arthropoda; Insecta; Hymenoptera; Diprionidae. Gene Ontology annotation, molecular function: protein binding.